Messenger RNA from Xyrichtys novacula (pearly razorfish), 8100 nucleotides. Lineage: Eukaryota; Metazoa; Chordata; Actinopteri; Labriformes; Labridae. The record is from the annotation of a GenBank genome assembly.
CGGAAGUGCCCUUGUUCUGCAAAAUAACGGAACAGAGACGGUAAAUGAUGACAGGUUACCUGCCCGUGAUGUGAAGACGGAUCUCUCAUGUAGAAACAACCAUUAAAUCUUUGAAGUCAGCGUGAACGCUCAGUUCCCAGUAGUUAAAAGGGAGCCUCAAAAAUGGCGGCUUUAAGGACGACGGUUAAGACUGGACUAGCUUUAUGUUAAAGAUGCUAAUUUUUAUCAUUAAGACGAUGGAGGGAAAUAAAGAGAAGCUGGGACAGCUCGACUCCGGUUCGGGGACGUCUAGAGGAUUUCUCGGCUCUUACAGUUGGACCGAAGCUCGGAUAUAACACACGGUACUCUUUGUUCGGUCGGAGGUCCAGUUUCAGAUGGGACAGAGGAGUCGAGAGGACGGGACUGACUGUACUGAAUGUAUUUAUAGCUCCAUGAUUUAGGAGUAUUUUUCCACAUCAGGUACAAACGGUCUGCGGGGAUGUUUCCACGUCAGCAGCUCUGAACAGAACGGCAGCAUUCACACAUUCAGGGCUCUGUGGGGGAGACCGGGACCGGCUGCGACACUUUUUGCACUUCUGUCAGUAACAAGGAAGCUGUGAGGACCAGACCGACCAAAUUUAAAUAUCUUAUAGUUACACCUGUGUGUUAUCGUUUAUUUCAAGAUACAAACUUUCAAGAAGAUUUACAGUGUACACACUUGAGUCAUAGGGGUGUAAUUUUAUUCUAUACAGGAUGUAAUUGUGUUAAAAUUGAUUACCUUAGACUCAUCAAAUUUAUACUAUUGUCUCAUUAUGCAUGUUAAUAGAAAUAUGCAUUGGACUACAGUUCUAUAGUUAUAUAUUUAUUGUCAUAUUUUUGUUAUUCUUAAGGUGCAAUUUGUAAACAAUUACUUUUAAAUCUCCUGCAAGAAACUUUAGAUUUAUGUGGACUAUAACACUCCCUUGUGGGUAAAGUCUCCUCAUUUUCUCCUGGAUUUUGUUACAAAAAUGUGUAAAUAGUGUUUCUCAACCACAAAUCUCAUUAUCUUGAAAUGGAAGUAAUAAAAUAGGCAGUUUGUGGUUAUUUAUUUAGUUUGACACCCAGCCCUCCAGCAGCAGCUGAAAUAACCAUACAGGAGUAGUCAGUCUUCAUCUCAGUGGUUACAUUUGUAUUUGUAUUUGUAGGUCAUAAAAAGGUGUCAGUAAUAUUACUGUCAAUCUCAUAACCACAUUAGAAACACCCUCAAAGGAGUUUUAAAUGUUGUUUUUCAGUGCAUUAAAUAUACGCCUGUUUAAAGUAUCUUCCUGCCUGAUGCAAAACCCAUUCAGUACCUCAAAGAAUGGAAAGAUUUGUAGUUUGACAGACUUUUUUGUAAGACAUGAUUAAUUUUAUUUAGAUAAUUUAUUUCCUGUCAGUCCUCAGCUUUGAUCCCUGAUAACUAGGUUACCCAAAAGUGAACAAAACAAGAAUCCAAACUGUAGAAAAUUUGCUUUAUUUACUCAAAAUUUCAGGGCAGUUUGACAAAAAAUUACAGAUAAAAAAAAAUACUUAAACUUCUCCUUAGCAUUAUAUUUUCAGUAGAUGCAGCACCAAAUGUUAGGCUUAUUUCCUUUCUGCCUUGAGGGUAGGAAGCCUAUCUUAGCAUGUGCAGUGGUAGUCCCAUCUCUUUCUUAACCAUCCCUCGUUACAACGUCCCUGACUCCCAUACUUUAAAUAGCAAUGGCUCUAAGAUCCAGGAGAUCAUGGACAACCAUUAUUUUUGGCAUCUUUCUGGGAUUUACCGCCUCCUCCUGGCUCAUCGUACCUCAGGUCCUCGAGAAUAAACGGAAAAGAUCUCCAGAGUGUUUAUACUUCAGUGACUCCUUCGCUGGUAGAGGCCCUAACCAGGGUCUCAGAGACCGGGAUGGUCCGCAGGUCGGACCAGAGGAGGUGAGAGGAUUGGGCCCAGGAGUCAACAGCACUGGAGACACUGGGAAACCUGUAAACAGACCCACCCGCUUCCUCUAUGUCGGGGUGAUGACAGCAAAGAAAUACCUGAGGUCUCGCGCUGUGGCUGCAUACAACACCUGGGCGAGCUCCAUACCUGGGAAAGUAGAGUUUUUCUCCAGCGAAGGGUCGGGCACUGUCCAUACGCCUGGUCCCCUCCCAGUGGUUUCUCUGGCAGGUGUGGACGACUCGUACCCGCCACAGAAGAAGUCAUUCAUGAUGCUGAAGUACAUCCAUGACCACUACCUGGAUAAAUACGAGUGGUUCAUGCGGGCGGACGAUGAUGUUUACAUAAGAGGUGAUUAUUCCAGGAAUCUGAUGACUAACCGUUUGUGUCAGAGUGAGAGGCACAGCUUACUGAAGCACCUUAUUCAUGAGGUGUACAGAGAAUUUUGGAAACAUACAUUUCACUGUCAGGCCUCUGUUUUGAGCAUACAACUUGUUUCUGCUUGCAAAAAUAUUCUUAAAAGAGGGCUAUCUGAAAGGGCGGUGUUUACAUAUUUACAUACUUUAUGCUUAAGAUUAGCAGCUUUGGAUUUCACACAGGCUUACAGAGAGUCUUUAAGACACUGCAGGACAAACUAGCUACAAAAACACUGAUAUACAAGCUUCAAACAGUGUUAUUCUGUGCACUAAGAUCUCCCCUGUUGCACACUAGUCACCUGAUAUUAAUCCCCUGUUCACACUUGUUCUUGAUUUAUUGUAUUACCUGCAGCAUUUCCAUCCAUUCCCAUCUAAACAAUAUCAAGGAAACUCUUAAAACUCUCUUCGUAUGAAUUAAUAUGCAGAAUUAUGCAAUUAGUGGGAUUUAGCGAGUUUAAAAAAAAUAGUGCCAUGGAGUCUUCAAGUUUAAACACAUGUUGCAGAAGUUUUCUACCUAACCACGUGUCAUGAUAAAGUCUGGUUCCCCCUCAUCCGUUAGGUGAGAAGCUGGAGCUGUUCCUGCGGUCUCUUAACAGCAGUAAGCCUCUCUACAUCGGUCAGACUGGCCUGGGUAUGGCAGAGGAGCUGGGCAGACUGGCCCUGGAGCCAGGGGAGAACUUCUGUAUGGGGGGCCCCGGGAUGAUCUUCAGCAGGGAGGUGCUCCGCAGGAUGGUCCCUCACAUCAGCACCUGUCUGAGGGAGAUGUACACCACUCAUGAGGAUGUGGAGGUGGGCCGCUGUGUGCGACGUUUCGGGGGGACGCAGUGUGUCUGGUCUUACGAGGUAAAUGUGAUUUCUUUUUUUUCUGAAUCAGUGACUCUGAAGAAGGCUCGGGAUGAGACUUCUGGGGUUUAUAAUGGUGCCUAGUUUACAAAAGACAGGUUUUAGUGCAGAUUUAGAGGGAAACUUCAUUACACAGACCUCUGCUAGGACUGUUUCUGUAAUGAGGCUGGUCUGAUUUGAUUACAGACAAUCACGACAAAGCUAUUCAGUGUUUUUAAGAGAACAUUGUUCACUUUCAUUACCAGUUGAGAGGUUUAUGUGGACUUUGAGCAGACAUUAGACUUCAAAACAGACUUUGUCUGCUUACUGUUGCUUGGAAAGUAAUUUGUAUUGUAAUAGUCUCUGAAGGGGAAAUCAACUUUUCUACUGUAUGAUUGCACAUUGAACAUACACAAAGGCUGAAAUACAAACACAUGUUAGCAGCAGAGUUGCUCUAGAUACCUCCAGCACAUGAUGCAUAUAUUGUAUAUGUGGAAAGAUUCCAGAUGAACAGCUGUGACUGCUUUUGCUUUUAACUUUUUAGAGGCCUAUGCACCACAUGGUCGGUAAAAUUUUGCACAGUUGUCAUGUUAUCAAAAACUGUUUGUAGUUACUGUGGCUAUCAGGCUGCAACCAUUAUUUUUGGUUUAAGACUUUGUAUUGUGUUCAAGCUUCAGGUGAUUAACAGUUGAUCAGAAACUGUCAUUAAUCCUCAAUUUUGGCAUCAGUUUGUAUUCAACAUAAUAUCUUGACAAAUGUAUGCUUCUUAAAACUUGUAACUUUAUAAGCUAUUAUCUGCAGAUACCAUCAUUUUGCUGAUAAAAUCGUACAGGUCUGUUUCUAUAGAGAUUCUGUAGACGUGCAGAAUUACAAUCUGAGUCUGUCAAGGACAAGAAAACUUUGAUCCACUUCAUUGUGGGAUUAAUUGAGACCACUAAAACCUGUUUCACUACUGCUCAAUGUAGAAAUCUGUUGGGGUAAUGCAGUGCAAUCCAUUUGGUCCUUUUCCUCAGAUGCAGCAGCUCUUCUACGAGAAUUAUGAACGCAACAAGAAAGGCUUCAUCGAGGACCUUCGCAGCAGCAAGAUCCACAACGCCAUCACCCUCCAUCCCAACAAAAACCCUGCCUACCAGUACAGACUCCACAACUUCAUGCUGAGCAGAGAGAUCUCCAGACUCCGGUACCGAACCAUCCUGCUCCACCGUGAAGGCCUGGACAUGAGCCACCUCAGCGACACUGAAGUCCUGUGGGAGGACCAGCAACUGGGAUCCCCUCCGUCCUACAUGCUGUAUCAACCCAAUGAGAGGAUGGAUGUCAUUGAGUGGGACUUCCUGACUGGCCGCCAUAUUUAUUCUGCUGUGGAGAACAAGAUGGCCCGGCAUAAUCUUGGGAAUGUGUUUCGGACUGCUCUGGAGGAUAUUAUCCUGCAGGUCAUGGAGAUGAUCAAUGAGAACUCAAAAACACGUGGCCGUGUGAUUGACUUCAAGGAGAUCCAAUAUGGUUACUACAGGGUGGACCCGAUGCACGGUGCAGAGUACAUCUUAGACUUACUGCUUCUGUACAAGAAACAUAAAGGACGGAAGAUAACUGUACCUGUGAGGAGACACGCCUACCUCCAGCAGUCCUUCAGCCGACCCUUCUUCACCGAAACAGAAGAGCUGGAUGUGACUGAACUCGUGGCCGUAAUCAACUCUGAGUCCCAGUCCAUGUCUUUCCUGUCCAACUCCCUGAAAUUCCUGUCCCCUUUCCAGGUGUACGAAUCAACCGUGGAGAUGUGGGAGCAAAGUCAGAGAAAGGUCAACAUCCUUGUCCCGCUGUCUGGUCGCUACGACACAUUUGUCCGCUUCAUGGAGAACUUCGAGAAAGUGUGUUUGGUACCGAAACAGAAUGUGAAGCUGUCCAUCAUUCUGGUGGACAGUGAGAUCAAUCAGAACCGAGGGAGACACGCUCAGUUAAUCAAAGAGUACAGCAGAAAGUAUCCCAAAGCUGACCUGACCGUAAUCCCCAUGACAGGGAACUUUUCUCGAGGAUUAGCUCUGGAGCUGGGCUCCGCACAGCUAAAUAAUGACACUCUCCUCUUCUUCUGUGAUGUUGAUCUUAUUUUUAAUGGUGAGGCUUUGCAGCGCUGCAGAGACAAUGCUGUUCAAGGCACGCAGGUCUACUUCCCUGUCGUUUUCAGUCAGUACAAUCCAAAAAUAGUCUACCCAGAGAAAACCCCCAGAGAAAGCAAGUUUGUACUCACCAAGAAAAGCGGUUUCUGGCGAGAUUAUGGCUUUGGUAUAACAUGUAUUUUCAAAAGUGACUUAAUAAAAGCUGGAGGGUUUGACACCUCGAUCCUCGGCUGGGGACUAGAAGAUGUAGACUUGUUCACCAAAGUGAUUAAUUCUGGUUUCAAAGUGUUGCGCAGUCAGGAACCAGGAAUCGUCCAUGUUUAUCACCCCGUCCACUGCAACUCCAGUCUGGAGCAGAAGCAAUACAAGAUGUGCCUUGGGUCAAAAGCGAGUACAUUUGCAUCGACAAUGCAGUUGGCAGAGCUGUGGCUGGAGAAACACAUCGAGGUGGGGUAUAACAGGACUUCAUCCUGACACUCCCCCCCACCUGGACUUCUAAUGCAAGUUUACCUCAAUUCUGCAGAUUCAUAAUACAGAGAAGCAACAGAUGGGGGUCUUCACAGAUGGGAAAAUUAAACCCAGAGAGGACCCAAGACUUUCCAAUCCAAAUCAGAGGUGGACCAAACUAAUAACACCAAAUCAACCAGUAGGAAGGACGACCAGAGCCUUCAGGUGAUCUGGAAAACAUGUUGCUCAGUCAAGGAUUAACUGUAUAAAAUCACAGCUGUUGACUACCUUCUUCAUUUCCAAACCAGCUGGAUAAACCACUGACUCUGUACACAGUGGUUGUUACUUGGUACUUUGAACAUUGUAUGAUUCUUUCAGCUUUUUAAGUUCAUAAAUGUAUUAUUUUAUGUGCCAAUGAUGCAAAUACAGAGCUUUGAUAUUUGAAUUCAGUUUCUUUAGGAUUUGGCUCAAUUUAAUUUGUUCAACUGGUGUCAUUUGAUAAAUAUACAAAUGAACAAGUUCACUUUUAGUUGUCCAAGGCUCAGAAAUCUUUUGAAAAAAACUGCCCAAAUAACCAACUGCGUCUCCCUAUCUGCCUUUUGGGUGAUUUCAAUCAGUUUAUUAUCACUUUGACUGAUGAAAUAGUCAGACAUAUACUGUAAAUGCUAUAUUAGAUUAAUAAAGCAGGUAAGGCUUAAUCCAACUUUAAUGUUAUUGCCAGGAUGCAGCAGAAACAUGGCCUGCAGUUCAGUUAACCAGUGAAUCCAGUAUUCAGAUAUGAACAGUAUAACUUUGUGUGUGCGUGUGUGUGUUUGUUUCUGUGAGUAUGAGUUCGACGACUUAAUCUCAUUUAUCUGAAUCUCCUUGAGAAUUUUUAGAGCUUUACUCCUGCCAAGAUGGAGAAGAGCCUGAUUAGUUAAUUCCCUUGCCAAGGUGACUCAACUGUGCAAAUGUAAGGGAUAGUACGGUGAACAGGUGGCUAUGUAAGUAAGAACCAACACACAGGGUGAGAAAGACCCCUCUGUACCACCUGAUCACUUAUAUAUAUAUAUAUUAUCCUACUUAUUACUCGGCUAUCAAGCAAAGACAUAAAAAGACGCAAAAUAUUUAAAGAUGAUUUUUAUGAAGCUAAAAAGUAGUACCUUUGGCUUUACACUUGGUUAUAUGUCCAUGGCAAUAGAUUCUUAAACAAUUCCUUGAGAGACAAACAUCAAAUUAAAUUGAAAAUAUAUUCAAGGGCAGAAAAAAAAACAGUUGCCAGCAUACUUCUUAUAAAUCAUAUUAAACUUUAUAUUUAAACUUGGAUAAGUGUAGAAUGCCAAAGCCUGAGUAGGGAGAGCACAACUCCUCUCCCUAUUUGCAUGCAUGAAAAGCCAAGGCAGGGAGAGCAGCAGCAAACCCCAGGGGGAGACAAAACCGAGCUGGCAUCAGUGACAAUAUUUACAACACUGGUAAAAUCAGACACAACAUAAAUAGGAGGGGCUUGGGUGGAGGAAGGGAGAGCAGCAGCAAAUACCCAAAGGUCCAGGACAGAGUUGGCAUCAGUGGCGAUUUGCAUGACACAGAUUAAAUCAGAGACAGCAUAAAAACAGAAGCUGGGUUGCAAAGUGGUUUUGCAGAGGAAGAGAAGGAAGGCUAAAGCAGUUCAAAUCGAACCACCAUUAUGGUAUUUACUAAUGUGAUACACUGAAUGUCAUCGACUGAGUUGGCAGCUUUGCACUGGCUUUAAAGUCAGCUGAUGUACUGUGGCCCAAACUUGACUUUUUGGCUUGCCUGAACCAGCUCUAAGCUCAAUGUUUUCAUUAAAGGAAGCAUUGGACAAGAUGAAGAGGAUUAAAUAGUCAACAUGAAAGACUGAGCAUGGAUUCCUACAUAUUUACACACCAUUUAUUUUAGCUUAAAGCCCCCAUGAGGAACUUUAUGUUUGUUUAUAUUUUAGCACUUCCUGUAGACAUGGUGAAAUCUGCUGGUCUUGUUGCAGAAUAUCAACUCCUGGCCUCAAACUUUGCUUCAUGUCCACCCCUUCCUCUACUCCCCGCAUUUCUUCCCUCUCUAUGGCUGCUCUGUCCAGUAAAGGCAAAGAAGAAAUGCCCCAAACAUAACUUUUUAUCAUAGUCUACUCAGCUACAGGCAGGUAUCGUAUAAGGCAGCCUACAGUUUUAAGAUGUCCAUAAAUUUUUAGAAAUUAGUUAGAAAGAAGCAGAUCCGUCUUAAAUGUUGGAAAGAACAGAGGGGAUGAAUAAAUGCUUCACAACACAACGAAUCAGACAAUCUGUACAUAAAAACUCCUCACUGAAGACAUUUUUUAUAUCAUCAAGAGCUUCAGUUUCUCCCAAAUGUCAUGAAAGAACAAAGCUUCAUCUGGGACUUUAAUAAAUUAUUAUUUUAUGAA